ACGUUAAGUGACACUUUUGAAAAGCAGCAUGAACGAAAUAAAUGAAGGCCUGUACUGAAGACAGCGUGCUGUUGGUACAGACUGGAUGCUCUUCUUCGCUUUCAUGUUGUUUCCCUGAAAAUCUUAAUGCAAGACCCCUUUCAGUGCUGGUAUUUGGCAGUGAAGUUACCCCUACAUUACCCCACUCUCAUGAGCAAGAAACCCAUCAUCAUCUCUCUCGUCGUCUUGUGGAUUAUUUCCUUCUUAGUAGGACACAUGGCAGUUAUUUCCUCGCAACUGCAGCAAAGCAAUUAUGCAGGUCCUUGUGGAGUCCUGACUGCUGCCAAGAGUGACUACCUAUACAUAAUCUGUUUUGGCAUCUUUGUUCCUGCUUUGUUGAUCUUGUGCUCCUUGCAUCUCUCAGUGGGAAGAAUAGCCUAUCUGCAACACAAGCAAAUCCAACGCAUCUACUUGCGUGAAGACACUUUCAUUGCUCAUCUCCGCCAUUUCAAAGCUCUCAGGACAGUCCUUAUUGUGAUCAUCUGCUUUAUUCUAUUCUGGGGACCUUACUACGUGACUGCCAUUGUGAAAGCCGCCUGUAACUCAUGCAACAUAAACCCAGUGCUGAGAGAUUUCUUGUUUGUUUUAGGAGAAACCAAUUCUCUGAUCAAUCCUUUUAUCUAUUCACUAUACAGCAAGGAUAUAAGAACCCAGUUUAUCAAGUUAAUGAAAUGUAAGGAAAGAGAACAAAUAAAGCCUUACAGAUCCAUUGCUCUGGCAGUCGUCCAUUUCAACAUUGGAAGCCAGAGUGAUUUAACCUCUGGAAGAUCCAUGAGACAAAAUUCAUCUGGUGAGCAAAUCUCUAACUUGCCUUCUUUUAAUAGCUCUUUUGAUUGCAAAACAGUGUUCUCUGUUUCCUGAUGCAAAGUAAAAGAGACAAGACUCUGCCUGAAACAUGUUGAAACAUUAUGCUGCACUCAUAAUCAGUGAAGAGGUAAUCGAGAAGUUGCAAUUGUGUUACUAAGCUUUCUGAACCUAGGUGUGGGUUGUUUUUUCAUCUCCAGCCCUACCAGAAAGUCAGACAUAAUUUAGUGAUGCAAAGAUCACUAAAAGUGAAUAAAGUAACACAUAAUUAUCGAUGAAUAUGUAUUUACAGAAUGAACAGUUUGAAACCUGAACUGCAAUGAAUCUUCAUAUAUUUCUGUUUCCUGUAUGCUUUUUGGAAAUCCUUUUUUUUUUUAAAGCAUUUUACUGCAUGUGUUCUGAACAUCAUUUAAAGAAUGUUCUGUUCAUUAUCUUUGAUAAAAUAUUCUUAUCAACUGAUUAAGACAUAUCUUUGGAGACUGCACAGCAAAGGUAGGAGAAAUUUUGCUCUCUAGAUAAUUGGCCUGCACUCCAUGGUGGGGGGGGGGGAGAUAAGGGAUCACUGAAACUGCAUUCCAAAAGAUCUGGAGAGCUAAAGACUCUCCACCUCUGACCUAAAAAUGGGGGAGUUGAAGCCUUAGUUUUGUUUCUGAAAUUAUUCCUAAAUAAUAUUCUGAGAUGCUGACAAAAAUCUGCGUAUGUUCAAAACAGUGGUCUCAACAGAAGUAUAAACCUAUGUUGUGAGAGCAUUUCUAAUUGUAAAUGGAAAGUUCUGAACAUGUCCCCAUCCAUUAGGAAUGAACAAGCCUUUACUUACAGAAGGUGAUUUUACAUGCCAUAACUUACUACUAACAAGAAAGUGAAUUUUGAAAUACAGAGCUUGUGUGGGGCAGUGCCACAUACUUUUCCUCCUCUGCAGCAGAUUGUCAUAUAUCUGCAUACAUCUGACUGCUAUUACGUUCAGUGUGGCAAAUAACCAGAACAUCACCUUCAGCUGGAAAGUCUAUUGGUGAGAUCAUACCUGUUUUGAACUCAUUGAAUAGCCUUUGGGCCAGCUAGUGUCCUCUCAGCCUCAAUCACCUGUCAGUUCCAUGGGUAUAUUCGACACUGGCUUCCCUUAACUUUACAAGGUAUUUUUAAUUUGAAGUAUGGAGAUAAUAUUUGAUGUAUUUAAAAUGGGUAGGGAAUAUAUUGGAUCUUUCUUUAUUCAUAUCAGAGUGUGCCAU
Pogona vitticeps (central bearded dragon) is the source of this 2069-nucleotide messenger RNA. Lineage: Eukaryota; Metazoa; Chordata; Lepidosauria; Squamata; Agamidae. The record is from RefSeq and is a predicted model, not a curated record.